UGAGGAUGCCAUGGUUGAGGGAGCACUUCCAGGUGCUUCCUCCCGACGCUGAUGAGGUGAUGAUCCAGCAGCAUGCUCGGGCUUAUAUAUUGAUGAUGAUUGGAGCCUCCAUUUUCGCUGACAAUAGCGGAAAUGAGGUUCAGGUGCUGCACUUGCCUUUGCUAAAGAGGUUUGAUGUAGUAGCACAGUUCAGCUGGGGUAGUGCCACCCUGGCUUAUCUGUACAGACAGCUUUGUCGCGGUUGCCAGAGAGGGAGCACAGAGCUUGGGGGAUUUUUGCCACUCCUCCAGAUUUGGUCAUGGGAGUACAUCCACAUCGGGCGUCCCAUUAUAGUCGGAUAUCAUGGCAUUGAUGGACAGCCACUGCCUGAUGAGCCUCCACGUCUUCUAGGACCACAUCAUGUACGGGGCGAGGACCCUCUAGGCCGUCGGUAUGUUUUCAAUCGUUUGUAUUUAUUUGAGUGUAUGUUGUGUGUAAAUACAUUGAUAAUAUCCAUAUUAAUGAUACUGUUACAUGAAUGGUUAGAUGGUUAUAUGAUGGUCUAUCUCGCAUGUCAUCCGUUACUGGACUUGGUGUGUACAGGGAUGCAUUUGAUCGGAUGUCUGAGGACCAGGUAUGGUGUGGGUAGUAUAACAUUAACUAUAAUAUGUAUAGAAAAUCUCCUAAUUUUGUAUCUUUAUGAAACAGAUUACAUGGAUGCCGUUUACACCUGAGAUGUUAGCAGAGUUGCCCCCAGCUGGACGAGAGCAUACUCACAUAUGGCGAGCACGUGUGCCAUUGAUAUGUUUUGACAUUGUUGAGCUUCAUUUGCCUGAUAGAGUCUUGCGACAGUUUGGGUUUGAGCAGGUCGUUCCACGGCCUAUCGACACUUAUGUUGAGCUGCAUAGGCUGGAUAGGCGUGGGAAGCAUACAGAGGAUUGGGCACUCAGACAUGUCUGAUAUGUGACUAUGUGGGAAAGGAGAGCUGAACUAGUUGUUGCUGGGACACCGACAUAUGUGCCAUCUGUUUCAGGAGACUACAUGGGAUGGUAUUAUAGCAUCACUCGUUUGUUUGUGUCUUCUUCGUUCAGACUCCCUACUCAUCAUUAUCAACCUAGCUCCUUGGCUUUGCAUCUUACGACACGAGCUUUGCAGCGCAUACAUCAGCGGGCUACUGCCACAGUGACUGAUAGUCAUGAUGUGGACAUGUAUGGACAGGCUCUGACAGGCAUUGCGUCCUUGUGUUCAGAUGUGUUGGGGCGAGUCGACUACGGCCAUCUUAUACACAUGCCCCCAUCUCAGGAGA
This is a messenger RNA of Cuscuta epithymum, 1285 nucleotides long. The record is from the annotation of a GenBank genome assembly. Lineage: Eukaryota; Viridiplantae; Streptophyta; Magnoliopsida; Solanales; Convolvulaceae.